This is a messenger RNA of Oryza brachyantha (malo sina), 2487 nucleotides long. RefSeq names its product phosphatidylinositol 3,4,5-trisphosphate 3-phosphatase and protein-tyrosine-phosphatase PTEN2A-like. Gene Ontology annotation, cellular component: cytosol. The record is from RefSeq and is a predicted model, not a curated record. Bases 262 to 2226 code for a protein of 654 amino acids. The transcript has 13 exons. Gene Ontology annotation, biological process: dephosphorylation. Lineage: Eukaryota; Viridiplantae; Streptophyta; Magnoliopsida; Poales; Poaceae. Gene Ontology annotation, molecular function: phosphatidylinositol-3,4,5-trisphosphate 3-phosphatase activity.
ACUGCCGCGUGGGGUCCACGCUAGAUCCAUCUAACCGCCGCACUGCGAACUGCAGUCUCACCCUCUCCGCCCCUCGAUUUCCCCAUCAGACCCACCGGCGACCGCGAUCCUACCCUCCCUCCCGCUCCCGCUCCCCGUGCUCUGCCGCGCUUCUCGUCUCCCCCUUCCGCCGCCGCCGCUCCGUCCGCGGCCAGAUCCGGACCUCGUUGAUGCUGAUUGUGCUUCAGAAACUCUGAGAUUUAUUAAAUCUGUUAGCCAAUCAUGGAAGAACAGCAAGCGAAGCUCUCUGAUCCACAUCCAACACUGUCCACUCCUGUGGACAGCCAGGAUUCAACUGUGUCUUCUAUAAGAACUCCUGACCCUGUUCCUCAGGCUACUUCAAAUGAUUUUUCCACUCAUGUUGCCAGUACAGACCAUGUAGCUCCUUCACCUGCUCCUGCUCCCGUUGUUGUUCCGACACAAGAUUCUGCAGGAAGAGAGGGAUCAUCUUCCAUAUUUUCUACAUCUGGUCUAUCCUCCUGGGCGAAAAACCUGAAAAUAUCACAGCCUUCGCCAGGCCAGGAAUCACCAACAGGAAAGAACACAUUUUCUCGCCUAACUAGUGGCCUUGGGUUGCGCUUGUCUCCAAAAUCUCCUCAGCAAGAUGAGAGUGCUGAAGGCAGCACAACCCCAACAACAGCACAAUCUGGUGUUUUUGGCUCUUUUACUAAAGGCAUUGUGGAUUCCUCUAAGAAUGCUGUCAAGGCAGUGCAAGUCAAGGCUCGUCACAUGGUCUCACAGAAUAAAAGACGGUAUCAGGAAGGAGGGUUUGAUUUAGAUAUGACAUAUAUUACAGAGAACAUAAUUGCUAUGGGUUUCCCUGCUGGGGAUUUGAGCUCAGGGCUUUUUGGAUAUUUUGAGGGCUUCUACCGCAACCACAUGGAGGAAGUCAUCAGGUUCUUUGAAAUGCACCACAAGGGAAAGUAUAAGGUCUACAACCUUUGCUCGGAAAGGCUGUAUGAUGCAUCUCUUUUUGAGGGAAAGGUUGCAUGCUUCCCUUUUGACGAUCAUAACUGCCCUCCAAUACAACUUGUCAUAUCUUUCUGCCAUAGUGCCUACUCAUGGCUGAAGGAAGAUAUAGAAAACGUGGUGGUUGUCCAUUGCAAAGCUGGAAAGGCAAGGACAGGAUUGAUGAUCUCCAGUCUGCUACUAUACCUGAAGUUCUUUCCAACCGCGGAGGAGUCCAUUGAAUACUACAAUCAGAAAAGAUGCGUAGAUGGAAAAGGGCUUAUUCUCCCAAGUCAGAUUAGAUAUGUGAAGUAUUUUGAGCGCAUCUUGACUUACUUCAAUGGUGAAAAUCAACCUCCACGCAGGUGCAUGCUCAGGGGAUUUCGCCUUCAUAGAUGCCCUUACUGGAUUAGGCCAUCAAUUACUGUGUCUAAUCAUAAUGGCGUUCUUUUCUCUACUAAGAAGCAUCCUAGAACAAAGGAACUGAUGCCAGAAGAUUUCUGGUUUAGUGCACCAAAGAAGGGGAUCAUGGUUUUUGCGUUGCCUGGAGAACCUGGAUUAACAGAAGUAGCUGGUGACUUCAAGAUCCAGUUUCAUGAUCGACAGGGAGAUUUCUACUGCUGGUUAAAUACAACAAUGAUGGAGAACAGGGUGACCCUGAAUCCAACUGAUCUUGAUGAUUUUGACAAGAGGAAAUUACCAUCACCUGGAUUCCAGGUUGAGGUUGUCCUAGUAGACUAUGAUGGUUCACAACCACCAAAAACAAAACCAGCUUCUGCAUCUGCUGAUAAGAAGUCAGAAGCUGAUUCCUCGACUGGAACCGUUGCAAAAGAAAAUAGCUCUGCAGCUUCAGAGUCCAACAAGGAAUCUGCAAGCAAUGAUAAAGACGACGUCUUUUCUGACAGUGAAGCAGAAGAUGGAUCAUCUAGGGGCAGGAGGGAGAAGGUCCCUAAGAAUGUCGAAGGUACAAAUGCUGCUAAAGUAUCUGAAACAAGCGCUGUGCAAACGGAGGCGUCUGCUGCUGCUACCAGAAUUGAGAAAGCAUCUACAGCCAACGAACAAGGAACCGCAAGGACAGCUGAUGCUGCACCUCUCAAAGGUGAAGUUACCAGCAAGAGCAGCUCCGCUACAGCACCACCAGCUGCUGCUGACUCUUCUAGCAUGAGUGAAUUCAAGGCAAUUGCUGCAGAUGCUUCGGUCUUCUCAUUCGGAGACGAAGACGACUACGAAAGCGAAUAACCUGCUCUCUAUUGCGGGCGGCCGGUUUGCAAUUGUAUAGUUUGGUGCUUUCCAGGUCAUGAUAGGAUACCAACCUGGAAGAGCAACAGGUAGGGAAGUUUUAAAAAUUGUUUUAUUCGACCGUUCUGUGUCCACAAUCUGUAAUGUUGUACACGGAUGAACUUGUAACUCCAAAAAUGUCAGAACUUUGUGAAUACCUUGCCUAUUUGUUUACAGAGAUUAUACACAUGGAUUCUUGAGACCUUGACAUUUUUAUUACUU